Messenger RNA from Xenopus tropicalis (tropical clawed frog), 1098 nucleotides. RefSeq names its product provisional ortholog of heme binding protein 2. The transcript has 4 exons. The record is from RefSeq and is a predicted model, not a curated record. The annotation marks the transcript as partial. NCBI's taxonomy places the organism in Eukaryota, Metazoa, Chordata, Amphibia, Anura, Pipidae.
UAUUGUCCAGCAUUGACAUUUGGGAACAAGAAAUUUGAGCCAGGAAAAUGCUACCUGAUAAAAUGUAACAGUGUUCCAGGUAAGAACCUGUUAUUGUACUUACGCCUCUUAGUGCUCCCUACAUAUAUAAAACCUAAAACAGAACCUUCUACCUUUGUUUGCAUUUCUGGAGCAAAGAUGAACUUGAGGUACCUGGAAACGAUGCUGGUCAUGUUUUUUAUAUUUGGGAGUGUGGUGGAGGCUAAAAAACCUGGCUGUGACUGUGAUGAGGAAAAGCCCCCUGCUUUUUGUCGGGGAAUUUCUUGCCCAAAGUAUACGUUGGUGGAAAAAUAUAAAGAUUUUGAGUUGCGUGCCUAUGAAGCCACACGCUGGGUGACAACUCCUGUAGGUCUGAGUGGCGAAGGCUUGCAACAAGGCUUUUUGCACCUGACUGAGUACCUGAAUGGAAAAAAUAAAGAAGGAAUCCAAAUGGUGAUGGGUGUUCCUGUGUUAGUAAUUAUUCCAGUAGUUAGAUCGCCUGUCAAUGGAACCAUGAUGAUACUUCUGCCAACAGAAAUUGAGAAUCCCCCGAAACCCACAGAUGCUGACGUUUUGUUGACAAACUUUAAUGCAACCUCUGUUUAUGUUAGGUCUUACUAUGACUUCAGCAUCACAGAUUCUAAUGCAGCUAAACUGGUAAAUGCAGUGCAUUCCCAGGGCAAGGAUUUCGAAAGAUCAUUCUACGCAUCAGCUAGCUAUCAUGAUCCAGCUCUCGUAAUUGGACGGCACUCUGAAGUGUGGGUUUUAGCAAAAUAAUAAGCAAACACAUUCAGAGCUUUUGUUUUCCAUAAUAAUCAAUUUCCUAAUAAACUUUCUUUUUAUGAAAAAGCUGCUGAGACAAAACACAGGUGCACCACAACUUGUCACAUUACUCUUUAUUGUAGCUUAUACAUAAGAACCAAACAAACCUUUCUAUCACUUUUCUUUCUAACAGCUAACACUGCUAUAACUUCUAUGUACAAAUUGUGGGACUUGGGAAAAUAUGGGACUACUGUGAGUAAAUACCUUUAAUAACAUUGUAAUAAAUUCUUUCACUUUAAUAAACCAUUCUGCAUUGCA